Hydractinia symbiolongicarpus is the source of this 2340-nucleotide messenger RNA. Its product is annotated as V-type proton ATPase subunit H-like. Gene Ontology annotation, cellular component: lysosomal membrane; vacuolar proton-transporting V-type ATPase, V1 domain. Lineage: Eukaryota; Metazoa; Cnidaria; Hydrozoa; Anthoathecata; Hydractiniidae. The transcript is spliced from 14 exons. Gene Ontology annotation, biological process: proton transmembrane transport. Gene Ontology annotation, molecular function: proton-transporting ATPase activity, rotational mechanism. The record is from RefSeq and is a predicted model, not a curated record. The coding region runs from base 79 to 1467 and encodes 462 amino acids.
ACAUUCCCGAAAUGCAACACCUUGUAACAUAAACAUGGCGGACGACAGUUGAAAGAACGCGCUUGAAGAGAAAGAAGUAUGGCUGGUAAGGAUUACACUGUCUACAGAGAUGACCUGGCAUUUUCACAAGAUGAUGCUCAAAAUGGUGUAUUGUUGAGUCGGUUGGAAGGCAAACUGAUGGAGAUCCGAUCGUACCACAUUAAUUGGGAAUCCUACCAUCAAGGUCAAAUGAUCUCACAAGCUGACUAUCAAUUUGUCAGUCAUUAUGACCGUCAACCCGAAGAGGCGAAAAAAAAACUAUUUGAAGAUAAUCCAGAAAAGUGUAUAAUGACACUCUUGUCACUGAUUGGACAUGUUGCAAAAGAACAUGUGAUACAAUACUCAUUAGUUAUGCUAGAUGAUAUUCUCGCAAAAUCCAAAGACAGAGUAAAACAAGUACAUGAUGUUGCUUUAAAAAAUGACUUGAACAUCUGGCCUAUUCUUGUAACACUUUUAAACCGAGACGAUUCUAUUGUUAUGCAUAUGGCGAGCCGCCUGAUCACUAAAUUGGCUACCUUGAGUCGCUAUCGUUGUCCAGAUUCUGAUUUAAUUUAUUUCCUGAAUUGGUUAAAAGUUCAAUUAUGUUCUCCAGGCAAUGAGUAUCUUCAGAGUGUGGCAAAAUGUAUUCAAUUGUUGAUGCGUAUCGACGAUUACAGAAUGCCUUUUGUCAAAGCUGAUGGAAUUAACAGCAUCGUUUCAGUUCUACUAAGCAAUCUUGGCUUUCAGCUUCAAUAUCAACUUAUCUUCUGCAUCUGGAUGUUGUCCUUUCAACCAGAAAUUGCUGCAAAGGUUGGCGAAAACAAUGUUAUUCCAAUAUUGGCUGAUAUCUUGCGAAAUUCACAAAAAGAAAAAGUGACACGUAUUAUUAUCCAUACGUUUAAGAAUUUAUUGGAAAAGCCAGAGAACUGCAAGACAGCUUGUGUUUCACUCAUCCAAAGCAAACUAGUUCCUGUCUUGAAUGUGUUAAGUAGCAAAACUUGGACUGAUGAAGAUAUCAAAGAUGAUAUUGAAUACGUUUCUGAAAAGUUACAAGAUAGUGUGCAAGAUCUAAGUACUUGGGAUGAGUAUGUGGCAGAAGUGAAAUCUGGUCGACUUGAAUGGAGUCCAGUUCAUAAACAGGAAAAAUUUUGGAGAGAGAAUGCAAUUAAAAUUUGUGAGAAGAAUUAUGAAUUACUAAAAGUGUUAGUGAAGCUACUAGAGUACAGUACCGAUCCAUUAAUACAAGCUGUAGCGUGCCACGAUCUUGGAGAGUUCAUAAGACAUUAUCCACGAGCUAGACCUGCUUUCGAUGCUUUGGGAUGUAAAGAGUUGGUGAUGUUACGAAUGACGCAUGAAGAUGAGCAAGUCAAAUAUGAAGCGCUUUUAGCUGUCCAAAAGCUUCUCGUCCACAACUGGGAAUUCCUGGGAAAGCAAGUCAAAGUGGAAUAAAGCGUUAUUUUUAAUAUUGAAUAUUUUUUAUCAAAUUUAAUUUAAAACUCACUUUAGAUUAUUUAUCCAAGGAAAAUUCACGAUUACAAAAUAAUUUCAUAUAAUAUUGUUUUUAUUAACGUGUUUUAAUAAUAUGCCACUGUGCUGAAAAGUUUAAACUUGUAUUUUGUAAGAAUUCCGUUCUUGUGGAAAUGGCAUAUUGAUUUUUUUGCAGGAUUAUUAGCUAUGUGAUAUGUGAAUCAGCUUAAGGAACAUAAAUGUCAACCCAUAUGAAAUUUUUAAAAUGCUUGUAGCUAAAUUCUUAUCUAUGGUGGCUAAAUUCUUAUCUAUGGUAGCUAAAUUCUUAUCUAUUAUAUAGUACUCUUUUACAAUUUAUGAUAUUGCGAAGCUAUUUUUUGUUUUAUUUUAAACAUUUGAAGGAGAGGGCAUCAGAAUUUUUGGGAUGCGUUUUUGUUCCAGUACUACUAACUUAAGGGAAUUAGUUUUCGCGAGAAAUUUUAAAAUUUGCGAAUUUAGUGAAAAGGAAUCUCAUUUUAUAUCGUUUUCAAAGGCUUGAGACGCAGACUGAAGUUGAAAUUCACAUAAAUAUUGUAUGUCGUUCUUGCUAAUUCAGAAAAUAAACCAAGUGUAAAUCGGUUUUCAAAAAACUCACGAAAUUUGCGCCGUAAAAAUUAAUUCCCCUAAUGUACACUCUUUUUUCAUAAACACACUUUUUACGCUUCGCUCACACAGAGUCUGUUAUCGUCACUUCUAAUCAUCCUAUACUUGCUAACUUUUGUAGAUAUUAUAUUACCAACAUGUUGCAGUUGUAAUAAAACACAGAAACGAUUCUUUUGCUUUUGAUAAAACAAAAAUAUGAUUCUCAAUUUAUCA